Labrus bergylta (ballan wrasse) is the source of this 3193-nucleotide messenger RNA. RefSeq names its product KH homology domain-containing protein 4. NCBI's taxonomy places the organism in Eukaryota, Metazoa, Chordata, Actinopteri, Labriformes, Labridae. Gene Ontology annotation, cellular component: nucleus. The record is from RefSeq and is a predicted model, not a curated record. Gene Ontology annotation, molecular function: RNA binding.
GCGACAAGUCGUCAGAAGAAGUCGCCGGCGCGGGACAGCAGACCGAUGGCUACCGUCGUUCAGGGUCUAAUAUAUUAGAAAUUUGUUUUUAUUUUUUACUGCUAAAUUACGUGGGGCUGGUGCUAUGUCUUCGGGAAUGACAGGGCAAACACCGUGCCUGUCAAGUCGAUGGGAUCAGCGUGCACAACCUAAACAGAAUGUAGCUUUAGGACAGCAGCAAAGUGGUGCAAAUGCAGCCCACGCUGUCUCCUUACCAGGGGUCGCUACUAACAGCAGUGUUUCCCAGCCGGGAGAAAAGCCAGCUCCUCCUGGAGGAGUUGAAAUGGCUGCAGCAAUGGCUGCUAAAAUAAAUGCUAUGUUAAUGGCAAAAGGAAAGCUAUUGACUCCUCCACCCUUACUUGCGAAGAUUCUUCCAAGUGUGCCUGCAUCAACCAUAACAGAGGAGAUGGUGGUCACAGAGGUCGAUAUUAAUGAUGUACCAAUCAAUUGCAGGGACCUUCUUACAAAAGGAAAGACACAGGAGGAGAUCCGACAGUUUAGUGGAGCUGUUGUCUCAACAAAAGGUCAUUACAUGUCUGAAAAUGACAAGGGGAGAAUAGGAGGGCAUAGACCUUUGUAUUUGCAUGUUCAGGGAAAAUCCCAAGAUCAGGUCAAUAGAGCUGUGCUAAGGAUAAAGGAGAUCAUCUCUGAGGACGUGUUGAGGGCAUCAGCAGCAUCAGGCGGACAGCAGUUGCCUAUAAUGCCUCCGCUCACACUCUACCCUCAGCCUCCUCGGCCUGUCAUUUCAGCUGUCCCACGGAUGCCUAACAGCAACACAACACCAGGCCAGGGGCAUCGGCCUGCAGCUCCUCAUUCAGGGAGUUUUGUGCAUACAAAGAUUUUUGUGGGUCUGGACCAGGCACUGCCUUCAUUCAAUGUGAACGAAAAGGUUGAGGGUCCAGGGGGGACGUACCUGAGUCACAUCCAGACAGAGACGGGGGCUCGAGUCUUCCUCAGGGGAAAAGGUUCCGGCUACAUUGAACAAGCAUCAAAGCGGGAGUCAUUUGAGCCUCUUUAUGUUUACAUCAGCCACCCAAAUGCAACUGGACUGGAGGCAGCAAAGAAACUAACAGAGAGUCUGCUGGAAACUGUGAGAUCGGAGCAUGCCCGUAUGGUGUCUGUGUACACGGCCACAGGCUCAACACAACCAUACCCAGCACAUGGAUUUCCUCCUAAUAGCAAUUACUCUACCCAGGGGUCCUGGUAUAACUACCCAGCAAAUGGGUAUGCUGGCGGCUAUUCAGCGUACCCAGGAGCCGGUGGUUAUUGGAGUAAUGCAAAUGGUCCCCCAAGUCAUUCUAACAUGUCGACAAACCCUCCAUCUUCUCAGGCAAUGGUUCAGUAUCCGGUGUGUCCUAGAAAACCACAUCCCUAUCUGGUCCAGGAUCCUGGCAGCAGUGAGACAGUGGAGCCUGAAGGAUCGUUAAACGCCGCGCCUGACACGGGAAGUCCCAAACGUCAUUUCCAGGAGGGGUCCAAAGAAGAUGAGCCUGCCAGCAGUCCUCCAGAGGGCCCUGCUCAUCAGGAGUCUGCACCUCCUGUCUCCAGUGUUGGAGAGACUAAAGUAGUAGAAAGGAUCCUGAUGCCUCCACCGCCGCACCUCUUUGUUGCCCCGGCCCCUGUUCCCCGAAAAAGGACGAGAGACGCUGUGACAGAAGAUCCAGGCAGUCCGCCCAUCAGCGCCGCGCCAAAGGGUGUUCGAAAAAAUGUGUGCGAGAAGAAGUCUAAAGUGGAAGAAGACACAUCGGGAUUAGUGCCCUACGGAGGAGACUCCUCUGAUGAAGAGGAGGAGAGGACACGCAGCAGUAAGACAGAUAACUCAUAACCCCUACCCAUCCUCACCCCCACUGUCCAGGAUACCCACAGACCCAGAGUUUCUACAUUAAGUUCAACAAACAAGUUCUCAAACCCAUUAAAAGGAAAAAUCCACCCUUGGUUAUCAUGCACUGUUAUAGCAUUGUACAAGUGUGUUGCAAUGUUUUACCCCCUUCAUUUCUAAAAAUGUAUAUGUUACUGCUGACAACUUUUCAGGAAACUUUCAGCGUACCAGUCAUUUUAUUAUUUUGUAACAUUUAAUCAAAGAUAAAAGGAAAGGAAAUUAUUCACCUUUGUUGGGCAUUUCUUUGAAACAUCUUUAGCUACAGAUGUUAUAUCUGAUGACAAUCUCUAUAAGGCAGUAAUUAAGUACAGAUCAGUAGUGAUCAGGCUAAUGUUGCUAACAACUGGUAUUGUCUUUGAUGAAGCACCAGUUGUAAUGUUUGGUGAAAAUCCCACACUCUGGUAAAAAGGUUUUGGGCACAGGAUAGCUGUUAGGUUGAACUCCCCAUGUAGAGGCUGUAGUUCUCCAAGCAGGCAUCCUGGGUUAAAUUCAAACCUUAGGCACUUUGCCAUGUGUGAAGUCCCACUUUUUCAUCCCAGUUUCUGACUCUGUCAACUCUCCUCCCCUGAAAAAAGGCACAGAAGCCCCCAAAAUAGUAUUUAAAACUUGUUGUGGUUUUUUGCUUUUCUUACAUAGUUUUAUUUUCUCAUGGAUCUCGAAGCAUGUCUCUCACACAGUAAAUGUGAACCAGUUUGUUUAAGCAAAUUGUAAGCAUAUUUAAAUACAUGCCCAUAUAAAAACCAUGUGUGUGUAUAUAUAGACUUAUAGGUAGCCUGCCAGUGAGUUUGUCAUUGAGCAUUUGUUUGUAACCACAUGACCUUGUGGCUACAUGUCAGUAAUACUGUUAUUGACAAUACUAGUGUUUCCUCAUUUUGUUGUUGCCUUCACAGAAGCGUUUAUUGUUUGGUUGACAGUCUGACACUAAAAUGUUCAAAGCUGAUUUCUUCAGUCUUAAUGACAUACAUAGCCAGUUUUAACAGUGUGGAAUCAUUCAGGGUGGAUUUUUUUCUUUUAAGUUGUGAAAGCAGUUGUAUAAUAUCUACAAAUGUUUCUUUUUUUCUUCCUUGGAACACUUUUAAUUUUCAAAGCACCUUUUUGCUUAAUCAAAAAACAAGCCCCGUAUUUCUUUUUUAAAAAUGUAAACACUUGUUCCGCUGCAGGUGCUGAUGAUAUAAAUACAUAUUGUAAAAUUCUGUGAAGCUUUUUCUUAUCUUGGAAAAAUGGUGUAUGCCUGUUCCCAUGGAAUAUUAAAAUAAAAAACAACUGAAAACAUAA